Phoenix dactylifera (date palm) is the source of this 351-nucleotide messenger RNA. The record is from RefSeq and is a predicted model, not a curated record. NCBI's taxonomy places the organism in Eukaryota, Viridiplantae, Streptophyta, Magnoliopsida, Arecales, Arecaceae.
CCCACGCUUUUGGACCCAGGUGAUGUGCUCGCGGCAGCCUCUUCUCUCUUGGGCUCUUCGCACUAACUAGAGAAAGAAAUGGGAAGAGCUCCUGCAUGCUGUGAGAAGGUGGGGCUGAAGAAGAGGAGGUGGACGGCAGAGGAGGAUGAGAUACUGAUCAAGUACAUUGCGGCCAAUGGAGAAGGGUCCUGGAGGUCCUUGCCUAAGAAUGCAGGCAUGUUGAGGUGCGGCAAGAGCUGCAGGCUAAGGUGGAUAAACUACCUCAGAGCUGACCUCAAGGGAGGCAACAUUUCGAAGGAGGAGGAGGAGGAGAUCAUCAUCAAACUCCAUGCCACUUUAGGAAACCGGUAA